Molecule: messenger RNA, 8159 nt
Organism: Phlebotomus argentipes
Lineage: Eukaryota; Metazoa; Arthropoda; Insecta; Diptera; Psychodidae
Product: E3 ubiquitin-protein ligase lubel-like
Exons: 17
Coding region: 389-8083 (2564 amino acids)
Biological process (GO): protein linear polyubiquitination
Cellular component (GO): LUBAC complex
Molecular function (GO): linear polyubiquitin binding; zinc ion binding; ubiquitin protein ligase activity
Source: RefSeq, a predicted model, not a curated record
UCCCCUGAUCAGUUCGCGGAAAAAUGUAGCACACAUUUUCCACACACCAUCUUCUUUUUCUCUCUUCUUCCGCUCAAUUCACCUCAGCAAAGCAUAUAUAUUUUUCUUUUCACUCAAUCAUCCCCACAAGUUGAUAUGAUGAAUUGUGAUCAGAAGUGAGACGAUAGCAGAGGAAAGACAGUCGAUUGUGAAAAGAAUAAAAAGACUCUAUCGAAGGUGUGUGUUAAAUAGUGAGAAAAGGUGUCGGAGAAAAUCGUCUUAUUUUCUCACACGCAAGAUAUAUAACAUUUUUUGAGACAUACUCUUAUUGUGUAAGAGUUUGGUGCACAAAAAUAGUUUGCUUUCUCCCCGGGGGAAUGUCGAAUAGGAUUGCCGCCGAUUUAAUAACAUGAGUAACAUGAACGGAAAACCGAAGACUGCACCCCAAUUUCGAAGCGCUCGCACGAUGCCUCAGUGGGUGCACGAGCAGAGCAAUCAGGUGGGGCCCAAGCCACCGCCUCCGCCACCCGCGGAGAACGGCAGAAACCCACCAGCGCUGCCGCCCAAGAACACCAACAACGAGCCCGACUAUGAAAUCAUCGAGUUUGGCGGCCAAUACUCCAACACUGUGCCAAUUUUUCCCGCAAAACCCGGCGAUCUGAAGAAGAGCCCCAUGACAAAGUGCGAAUUGUGCGGAUCGACAACACCCACAAUUAAGUGUGAUCAGUGCGAUCAGCAUCUCUUCUGCGCCUCUUGCGAUGACAUGUACCAUCGGCAUCCCAAGCGACAGACGCACAUGAGAAAGAGUGUCACGAUCGGCGAUCAGACGGUGAAGCCGCCGUUGCCACCGAAAGGCGAACACCUUGUUCCAGUGCCGCCGCCGCGGCGCAACAAGAGAGGCGGCAGCUUCCGCCUCGCCAGCCCAGUGCCUGGACGCAAGGAACAGAUUCCUCCACGACCACAGCCACCGCCGAGUCCGGCACUGUCGCUGCGAGAGAAGAUGAGCAGCCUGAAGAGGAUUAUAGCGCCAUCCAAUCGCCCACUGCCCAGCACUCCCAACUCAUCUCGACCGCAGACGCCGACGAGUGUCACGAGUUCCGGAUCUGCCUUCGACAGCAUCAAGAAACAGCCCUCAGUCGAGAUGGGGAAGAUUCAGAGCCACAAGAGCGCCACGCUGGAUCGCAUGACGCUCCUCCAGCAGCGCUAUCGCCAGCACCAGGAAGCUAUGAAGUCUGGGAGUGACAGUAGCCGUCGCCCGAGCACAACGUCCAACUGGGAAUUUGCGACUCCCGUGCAGAAUGCCACAGACUUCUGGGGCGCUCCCAGGAAGGCAGGAAGUCUCAUGACUGGCAUGAAUGCUGCACCAGAAGUCAAUCAUGCGCAGCACUUCAACUAUCCUCAGCAGAAUGUGGACAUGAGACUGAGAAGUCCCAAUCUCAGCGCUUCUGUCUUUGAUCUCAACCACCAACCGAACAUGGCAGCGCCAAAAUACCCAAAUCCGGGAUGGAACAACCCACAAAUGGUGCAUCAGGCGCAGUCAAUGGCUCAGCUGAACUGCAUGAGUUGCAAUCCGCAGCUUCCGCCGCCACAGUGGGGAGACUCUUCCCUGCACGGAUCCAACAUGAGCCUCAAUCUGCCGCCUCAGGGCUACUAUCCGCAUCCGCAGCAUGACGGCAGACAAGCCUGGAUGAAUCACUGGGCACCACCGCCAGUCUAUCCCUAUCCCAUUGGCAUGGUUCCCGUGAUGGCGACUCCUCAUCCGCCACGCUCCAGAGCUCAGUCCAGAACACACUCUCGGGCAGCUUCGCCGGCUCUCAGCAUAAAAUCGCGCAAGUCUACCAUGUCAACACGCAUGGCCAGACAAGAGAUUUACAUCGGCCAGGAGUAUGCCGACGACGAGGAUUCAGAUCUGGAGAUGUUCGACGAUGAUCGCCACAGUCGCAGAGAAAAUGCCAUCAAUCGUGCGCGUCGCACGAGAAAGAACUCAACGCAGAGCAGUAUAGAUUUCGACGAUGACACAGCCGACAGUGGACCCGGAAGGCGCCACUCAGGCCGCGAUCGCCGCGGAGGAUCGCUGGCAAAGUCCAAUCAGAACGAUUGGAUUCCCUCAAAGAGAGUCUCUGAUGCCAUUCGUGAGCGAGAGAUGCUGCAGAGGAAGAAAUCCCAGCAGAGAGAGUCAUUCACUCCGCCAGAAUCUGACCAGGAGAAGCCCGAAGAGAAGCCCGCCAAGCAGCUCGAAGAGAAACCCAUCAAGCAGCCCGAAGAGAAGCCAGAGGAGAAGCCACAAGAAGAAGAGGAAGAAGACAUUGAAGAUAUCAUCAACAAUCUGAACAACGCCAUGAGCAAACCAGAGCCAACGCCGCCUCAAGAGCCAGAAGAAGCAGCAGUCAGUGAAGCCGAGGAGGAAGAGGGACCAGUUGGUCCUCCGCCCUCCGCUCCUGACUACGAGUGGGAGUGCGAGUACUGCACUUACGUGAAUGAGCCGAACGUGAAAAUCUGCGGCAUUUGCUGCAAAACCCCAACGAGAAUGCCACAGAAGAUGAUCAACAAUCCAAUUCCCGACAUAACGCCCAGAGAAUCACCGCCAAAAGUGGAAGUGGCGAAGCCUAAAGCGGAAGUGGCGAAGCCAAAAGUGGUGGCGAAGAAAGAGAAUGUGGAAGUGACGAAGGAGACUGAAAAGAGUGAGAAAGGAAGCAAGAAAGGCGUCCAAAAAAUCUCUGAAUCGCCAUCGCGAUCGAAAAGUGGGACAAAGGGUGAAUCAGUGAGUGAAAAAAGCUUGUCAGAUUUGAAUGCACCGCGAGUGUCUGCCAAAGUCAGCACCGGAUGUGGUCCAUCGCCGCCCAAGGAAGUAAUUGAAGUGCCCUCAAACACCACUGAACCAAUCGUGGUGAAUCACACAGGAAAAACGUCCACAGGAACUUCACCACCGCCUCAAAGUGCCUCCACGCAGACGUACGAUUAUCUGCCGCUGAAGGACGAGGAUCAGGGCGGCUCGAGCGGCGGCCGAUCCAGUCAUGCGGGAGACUUCAAGCGCUCCUACUCAAUUGCCGCCGGCGCUCUCACAUCGAACAGGAGUCACAUGAGUUUCUCUAGCGACACUCAGAGUUUGCCACCAACGCCACCGCGAGAAUUGAGUCCAGCGCCUCGCCAGAGGAUCAAUGACAACUACUUCGAAGAGGACACUCUCGCCUACAUCGACAGAGUCCUCAACUCCACCCAUUUGGCCGCACAGCAGCUGCAGAAGUCCUACAGCCAACAGCGCGAUCCUUACAGGAGCUUCCAUGAUCUCCGUCGACCGGACAUUUACUCACCCCGGCGACCUUCCUAUCUCGACUAUCCCAGUCAUCAGAGGCUUCCAAGACGCGCAGAUUCUCAGCCACCUGACCAGAACAUCAUCACAUUGGAGGAUCUCAAAGUGAAACGACGUCAAGAUGCAAUGCAGAGUCCAGGAAUGGAACUCAUACGAAUGCUAAGAGAUGCUGAACAGCACAAUUUCACAGCUGAAGAACUCCAGGCCGCUUUGGCGCACUGUGGAGAUUCCAAUCCCGUCUCUUGGCUGCGUGAAAAUUGGCACAAACUGGUGGAAACUGUCCAAACACUGGCCACAAAGUACGGCCAGGAGCGAAAAGAGAACAUCAUCGGCACCAUUUCAGCCAUUGAAGCAAGGGAAGCUCUCAGAAUCCACAGAGGAAACGUCUGGCACGCCGUGACUGAGUGUAUUGAGCAGCGCCAGAGGAAAUACCACGAGAUCUCAAGUCGAGGAAAUUAUCCGCGCGAGGACAUUGUCACUGCCCUCACGGCACAUCACGGAAACAUCGAGUUGGCGCUCGUGGAAUUGGGCAAGAGCCAGCUGAAGCCCUUCCUCAUGCGGAUCUGGGGACCACCAGCUGGUGCGGAGAACGAGAGUGGCUAUAUACCUCCGGAAGUGCCGCAGAAGAACGACUUCAGCGAUCUCACCGUUCAGGAUUACCUCAAUAUGUAUGAAGAGCGCGAAACUGUGAGUGACAAGCAAAAAUCGCCAAUCAGAACAGACAAUUCCUUCUCCAGUUUGUCCAUCAAUUCCUUCGAAAAUCGCGAAACUCAGUCUGACGCCGAUCAGAGUGACUUGACAAAGAAUUCCAACGUUUUGCGCGACAUUGAGAUCCUCAUUGGGAACAUGGAGCAAAAUCAGGCAAAACAGAAUGAAAACAUGCUGAAGAAUAUUGAGAAUCUCCUGGGAAAUAUCCUCAACAAGGUCUCCAGACCACAUUCAGCGGCAUCGGAAUUCUCAACGUCGAGUCACCAGGAGAGAUUGCUGAAUCUCAAGAGUCCUCUGCCAUCGGCCUCAGCCAAGCCCAAUCUCGAAGACAUCACCGAUGUGGGAACUGAUGUGAAACUCUUCGUGUCGCAACAUAUUCAGGAGAUUGUGCCAAAUCUGGUGGAUCAAAUCGAGAAGGAACUCCAGGAAGAAUUGCCAACAUUGGACAUUAAUCCCAUCAACGACGAAAUUGUCUUCAUUCCAAUCAGUGAAGAGAGAAAGCAAUCGAUUCAGGAUGAAAUUAUUCCUGUCAACAGUGAAUUGGAGGUUCUUAAGAUCACCGCGGAAGACAUUAAGAGUGAAUCUGAGGGACAAAGUGUGGCUGAAUCACUGCCAAAGGAGGCUGAAGAUGUUCCAAAGGCUGAACAGAAGAUUCCCGCGAAGAAUUCCUCUCCGUCCAGACAAAAGAUAAAACGACGAAGAGCUCAGAAAGUCUCACCAGCCAAAAGUGAUCAGAAGAGAAAUGCCAUUUACAUCAAUGAUUCUAGUGAUCACGAGGAAGUUAUCAAUUCACCUCCCAUUAGGAUAAGCACGAAAAGUAUCGUUCUCAAGAGUAAAACUGCAGAGGAAAGUGUCCCAAAUCCUUCAACAUCGGCCAAGGAUUUGAGCAAAGACUCUAGCAAAGAUGUUGAGAGUGAGGAAAAUCGCAUGACUUCAGUGAAAACCUUCACGACAACCGUUGAAAUUACACCAACGACAGAAUCACCAGAAAUUCCUCAUCAGGAAGCAAGUCAAGCUAUCUCCAAAACCAGCCAGAAUCUCUCAGAACUCGUUGAAACCACACAAAGACUGAUAAAGCAGAUGAAAGAGGAGAUAACAUCGGACAUCGCUUCCAUGGACAACACAGAGUACAGCUCAGAAGACUACGCGGACUCCUUCGAGUGGACGGAGGACGAAGAAGACGAAGAGGAGCAGACUGAGGAAGAGAUCGAGGAAGAGGAGGAACUUGAAGAGAUAUCGGAAGAGGAGUCAGAGAGUGAUGAUGAAGAGUGGGCGGAAACCACUGAAGAUCUCCCUCAUGAAUCACUGGCGCAGCCAAAAGAGUCUGUCCAGGUGAGUAUCGUGCAGCUGGCCAAAGAGAGUCUGAGUCCAGAGAGCGAUUAUGUUGAGGCUAGAGAAUCUCUCGAGGAAGAACUCGGGAUCAAAGAGCCUGAGGCGAUUAUUAGAGUGGAAAUUAUAGGAAGUGAAGUUCUGCCUGAAGAAGUCGAUUUGCCAGAAGAACAUCCUGACAGUGAGGAUUCAGAGGAAUCAGAAGCAGUCAGUAAGGAAGAAGUUUCUGUGAACCAGGAAGAAAGCGUCACAGAAUCUCUUCCUGAAGUCUCACAGAGUGAAGCUACUGAGAAUGAUCAGAAAACUGAACAAGAAUCCUUAGAAGAAAGUCAAAGUGAAGUGAUUACGGAAAAGGACGAAAGUUCAAUUGAAGAACAAGUCAGCAAAGAUGAGAUCUCAGAAAAUCAGGAAGAAAGUAUCACAGAAUCUCUUCCUGAAGCCUCACAGAGCGAUGCUGUCCAGAGUGAUCAGAAAAUUGAACAAGAAUCUAAAGAAAAGGAGGACAAUUCCACUGAAGAACAAAUCAGCACAGCUGAGAUUCCAGAAAAUCAGGAAGAAACCGUGACAACAUCUGUCCCAGAAGUGGAAAUUGUGGCAGAAGCAAGUGAUCUUCAGAAUAUUGAGAAAGAUUCUGUGGAAACUGAACAAAUAUCUCAAGAACUGCCAAUAAAUGGUGAAGUAAUUACUCAAGAAAUUGCAGUAGAAGUUCAACCAUUAGUCAGUCAAGAGCCAGAAGUUUCUUCUGACCAGCAGAUUGAAGAAACAUCUCUUGAGAUUAAUGCUCCACAAGAGAAUAUUCUGCCUCCUUUGGAAGUCAUUGCAUCUGAAAACAUCCUUGCGAAUGCAAAUAAUGAUGUCACAGAAGCAGAAAUCCCUAAAGAAGAAACUCCUGCUAUUCCGGCGCCAGACGAGAAACCGAAAGAAGUUCAGCCACCAGAAGAGAAACCAGAAGAAGUUCAGCCGCCAGACAAUCGCGAACAGUCGGAAGAACGCAAGGAAUCACCCAAAGCUUCUCCUCCGAAGGAUACUCGCAAGAUUCCCGUGAGAAAGAAGUCAAUUCCGGGACCAAGAGUGCAGAGAUCGAACAGCAUCAAAGCAAUCCAAGCGGAAUUGUUCCAAAAAGUCGAUUCGAAGCCCAAAUUGGAGAUCAAGCCGACAAAGCCAUCGAGAUUAGUACCACCAAAGCCUGUUCUUAAGUCCGGAAUAAGCGCUCUCACCAGCAAACUGACCAAAAUGAUGACUCCAGUGAUUAAUGGCAAAUCACCCAAAUCCAGUGUCUCGCCGGAGAAAACAAUCUCCAAGCAAUCUCAGAAGAUUCCCAAGAAAAAGUACCACGAAACGUGCUUCAGUGACGAUUACCAGUCCAGCGAGGAGGAUGAGAAGCCCAAGGACAGAGCAGAGAUUAGAGUGAUUAAGAAGUUUAUCUCGCUUCGCGGCGAGGAAGAGGAUUCGCAGUCAGUUGAGGAAAAGGCCAGAAGACUUCUAGACGAGGGAUUAGUGGACAACCUGGCCACUGGCCAAUUGGCUGCGUCGCUCAUUGAGAUGAAAUUCACCAGAGAAGUCUCCCUGUGGGCAGCAUCUGAGUGCAGCGAUCUGGAGCACGCGAUUUCUCUGCUGCAGCAAGAGUGUGAACUCUGCACUGGCAAAUAUCCCAUGAAUCAAAUGAUCUCCAUGCUCAAGUGCAUUCAUCGCUGCUGCCACGAGUGCGCCAGGAACUACUUCACCAUCCAGAUCACCGAUCGUCUUAUCAUGGAUUGCGUCUGUCCCUUCUGCAAAUUGCCCGAAUUGCACGGCAAUGACACUUCUGAGGAUGACAUCCUUGAGUAUUUCUCCAACCUCGACAUCCUGCUCAAGAGUAUCCUGAGUGAGGAUGUUCACGAACUGUUCCAGCGCAAACUGCGCGACAGAACACUCAUGCAAGAUCCCAAUUUCAAGUGGUGCGUUCAGUGUUCAUCGGGAUUCUUCGCCAGACCGCGACAGAAGAGACUCAUCUGUCCAGACUGUGGCUCCGUCACGUGCGCCACGUGCAGGAAACCGUGGGAGAAGCAGCACGAGGGCAUUUCUUGUGAGCAAUUUGUGGAGUGGAAGGAAUCCAAUGAUCCCGAUCGCCAAGCCGAAGGCGUCACCAAGCAUUUGCAACUCCACGGCAUCGACUGCCCAAAGUGCAAGUUCCGCUACGCCCUGGCCAGAGGCGGAUGCAUGCAUUUCACCUGCACGCAGUGCAAGUACGAAUUCUGCUACGGUUGUGGACGACCGUUCAUGAUGGGCGCCAAGUGCACCAUCUCGCAGUAUUGCGCCAAACUGGGCCUCCAUUCCCACCAUCCCCGCAAUUGUCUGUUCUACCUGCGCGACAAGGAGCCGCACGAUCUGCAGAAGCUCCUCAAGAUGCACAAGAUCCCGUACGACACGGAGCCCGCGGAUGCGCUGAAGUUCCGGACGGAGGAAGGCGCCAAGGCGGUCCUGAAGUGUCCAAUUCCACUGCAGAAGGAAACGCCCACCGGACUGGUGGACACCGUGUGCAGUGGAGACGUCCUGGAGGGCUUCGCCGGACUGUGUCGAACACACUAUGUCGAGUACUUGGUGAGUGCGGUGGCGAAAGCCAAUGUCGAUCCGUUGCCCAUUUUGGAUUUAACUGACUGUGUCCAAGAGUUGCGCCGAAGUGGCAUUCCACUGCCCGAGCGUGGACCGUGGGACACGGAUGAAAUAUACCGUGGAAUGUGCCAAGAGAUCGUCAAGGCGCAUAUUCCCCUCAACUGACCACACAUGACCAGCCAUGCUGCAGAGUCACUUGAGCAUCGUGUCGAGCUUAUUGCUGGAAAUGGAGACUGAUUUC